Molecule: messenger RNA, 1779 nt
Organism: Drosophila melanogaster (fruit fly)
Lineage: Eukaryota; Metazoa; Arthropoda; Insecta; Diptera; Drosophilidae
Gene: Ir94b
Product: ionotropic receptor 94b
Exons: 1
Coding region: 1-1779 (592 amino acids)
Biological process (GO): monoatomic ion transmembrane transport; detection of chemical stimulus involved in sensory perception
Cellular component (GO): plasma membrane
Source: RefSeq, marked reviewed
AUGUCACUUAUAUUUAAUUUACUAUUUAUACUUAUUUUGAGCCAGGCUGUUAGUCAGGAAACUGAGUUCCUACAGCUAAAAUAUCUUAACAAUAUUGUGCGUUCGAUGAUUAAACUGCAUAAGAUGGAAACACUUGUGAUUGUUAAGCAUCAUCUGGAUAACAAUUGUAGCCUUCAAAACUGGAAUGCCCACGGAAUGGGAAUUAUAAGAACCAAUGAUCAGGGAAAACUAAUAAUGAAGGAUACUUUCAACAGCCGCACUUUGGCAAUUAUAUGUAUUGGCCAAAAUUCACACAUCACUCUAUUGAGAAACGUAUUUGAAACUUUUGGGAAAGUGCAACAAAAGAAAAUUAUACUGUGGACGCAAAUGGAACUUAAAGAGAAGUUUUUCCAGGAGAUUUCAAAGAAAUCAAGAGACUUAAAAUUAUUGAAUCUGUUGGUGUUGAAAGCUGUGACAAAAGACAAACUGCUAAUCUAUCGCCUAAAUCCUUUCCCAUCUCCCCACUUUAAGCGAAUCGAAAAUAUUUGGACACCUAAUGACACUCUCUUCAUGGAUACUAAGUUUAAUUUUCAUGGAAUGACGGCUGUUGUCAAGCACGAUUACAACUGGACUAUCCAAAUGGGGAAUAUUAGGAAAUUUCCCAUUUCACGAAUCGAAGACAAAGAAGUCAUUGAAUUCGCACUGAAAUAUAACCUGACUUUGCAGUUUUUCAACGAUGUAGAACGCUUUGACAUCGAGCUAAGAAAACGCAUUAUACUAAAAAGUAAUUCAACUCAGCCCAUAGACUCCGGAAUUCCAAUGGUUUUCUCGUCGCUAUUGAUUGUGGUUCCCUGCGGAAAUUAUUUAAGUAUACAAGAUGUCAUCAAAGUGUCUGGCAUUGAGAAAUGGAUUUUCUACAUUAUAUUAGUCUACGUAAUUUUUGUGCUGAUUGAGAUUACCUUCCUAGGGGUAACCAUUUUGAUUUCCAGACAAUCCAGACAUCAGAUGAUACCCAAUACGCUGGUGAAUCUAUGUGCAUUUAGAGCCAUUUUGGGUCUACCAUUUCCGGAAACCCGAAGAACGAGCCUUUCGCUCCGCCAACUCUUUUUGGCCAUUGCAUUGUUUGGAAUGAUUUUUAGCAUCUUUAUUAACUGCAAACUUAGUUCAAUGCUCACAAACCCGUGUCCUCGACCGCAGGUAAACAAUUUCGAAGAGUUGAAGACUAGUGGCUUGACUGUUGUCAUGGAUCACGAUGCGGAGAAUUUUAUUGAAAAGGAAAUUGGUGUGGAUUUCUUUAACCAAUAUAUGCCGAGAAAAGUAACUUUGACAUUUACAGAGAGAGCAAAGUUAUUGUUUUCUUUGAAAGGCAAUCACGCCUUCACAUUAUUUUCUGAAAGUUUUGCUAUUAUUGAAAGCUACCAGCGAUCCAAAGGACUGCGAGCCCACUGCACCUCAGAGGAUUUAAUUGUCGCCGAACGUGUGCCGAGAAUCUAUAUUUUGGAAAAUAACUCAAUACUGGACAGGCCGCUGAGGAGAUUUAUUAGGCAAAUGCAGGAGUCUGGAAUUACAAAUCACUGGCUAAAGAAUAUUCCAAGUAGCCUUGAAAAGAAUUUAAUGCAAAUCACUAUUCCCUAUGACAGAGAACGUGUACAUCCGCUUUCUAUUGAACACUUGACAUGGUUGUGGUGCAUACUUAUCCUGGGCUAUAGCAUUUCGAUGAUAGUGUUUUUUGUUGAAAUGUCACUUAAAAGAAGGAAGAAAAACCUCGAGAAUCGGGCACCUAAUAUAUGCAUAUGUUAA